Mytilus trossulus (common blue mussel) is the source of this 2787-nucleotide messenger RNA. Its product is annotated as suppressor of lurcher protein 1-like. The record is from RefSeq and is a predicted model, not a curated record. Gene Ontology annotation, cellular component: plasma membrane. NCBI's taxonomy places the organism in Eukaryota, Metazoa, Mollusca, Bivalvia, Mytilida, Mytilidae. The coding region runs from base 231 to 2243 and encodes 670 amino acids. The transcript has 17 exons.
CAGGUAGCCUGAUAAUGGUACACUAAAAGAAGAAGAUGUGACUUGGUUUCAGAUGUGGUACUGUACAUAGCUGUUUGGGUAACAUAGAUGGUAGACAUCACUCAAUGUUGUGUUACAAUAGCCAUGACCUUCUUGUGUGUGAAGUGAGUAACAGAAAAGAUACAGAACUUUAUGAGAUAAUGGCGUUAGGAUUCUAGCAGAGAAGAAGAAGAAAAAAAAAGAAAUAUAAGAUGCCACCAAUGUGGUACUUUGGAUUAAUACAAUUAGCUUAUGUGAUUACGGUUAAUUAUGCCACAAUUAAUCCAGACAAGGAUAACUGCAUUAAUUACGAGAGCGACUACCAUGUUGAUAGAGCAUGUGAGUGUAUAGUGUACCAAAGCCUCGGUGGUACAGAAGGAAGAUUUAACUCCCCUAACUUCCCACAAUUCUACAGUAAAGGAAUAGAGUGUAUUCUGUUUACAUUUAUAGGCGAUGUUGGAGAAUUAGUAGAAAUAAAAUUUACCGAUUUUGAUAUGAUGUAUCCUGAUGCAAAAAAUAACACAUGUAAAGAUUAUUUAAGACUUUUCCUGAAAUUAAACCGUCCAGAAAUAAAUGAAAACAUGCAACACAAUUAUGAAUUAUGUGGAAGUAUGUCAACUUUACAACAAAAAACAUUUUAUUCCAAAGAUCGGAGUUUAAUAAUGGAAUUCCAGACAACACGACCUUUAUCACAACAGCUGACUUUCUUUAAAGGAUUCAGAGGAUUCUUCAGAUUUUUAGAUGCAACUAAUAAAAUUAAACCACCAGAUGUGUAUAUUAUACCAGUUAAAGGCAAGAAUGGACAGUUCGUAUCUGAUGGUGUUAAGCAGUCAGGGACCAUGUGCUCAUGGGAUUUCUCCACGUCUAAACUUUCAGGGAAAUUUUUCUCACCCCUUUACCCACAGAACUAUCCUAGUCACUCAAAAUGUCAGUAUACAUUUUAUGGACAGCCAAAUGAAGGAACAGUUUAUAUACAGUUUCAAAAUUUACAAAUAUAUGAUGAAGGAGUUGAUAGUUGUAGUAAAAGUUCAGAUAGAAUAGCAAUUUAUGAUGGUAUGAAUAGUUCUCAGCCUUUAAUCAAAUAUUUAUGUGGUAUAAAGAACCAAGAAGAAGUUAAAUCUACAUCACCAUAUCUAUAUAUAGAAUUUCUAUCGGAUGGUAGAAAUCAGCGCCAAGGAUUUGCAGCAAAUUAUACAUUUCAACACAAAUCACAUUCCAAUUCACCCUCAUAUAGCAAUCCAGAUUACUCAACAACAACCCCAUUUAACUGUAAUAAGUAUAUAGAGAGUAAGAUAAAAAAGCAUGAUGUUAUUACUAGUCAGCAUCAUCCAGGUCCAUACCCAGCAUCUACUCGAUGUACCUAUAUAUUUAAUGGAACAGCCGAAGAAAGAAUACAAAUAAAGUUCACAAGGAUGGAUCUAUUUUUUGAUGGAGGGAAUCCAAACGAACCAUAUGAUUGUGAUGGCCAAGACUCCAUAAAAAUUUAUAUAAAAAUUGACAAUGAUGAAAAAGAAUUAGAUUAUACCUGUGGGAAAAAGAUUCCAAAAAUGUUUAUGUCAAACAUUCCAUGGAUGAAGGUUAUUUUUGAGAGUGGGAGCAGAACACAACACUCAAAUACAGGGUUUGCAUUCGAGUAUAAAUUCUUAACAAAUUAUGGUAUAACUACAGGAGAACAGGAUAACAGAAAAGUAUGCAAGUUCAUUUAUAAAAGUGAUGUUAAAAAGAGCGGGUAUUUUGUCUCGCCAAAUUAUCCUGGAUUUUACCCAAAGAAUACAGAAUGUCAGUAUACAUUUUUCGGGAGAAAUAGUGAAGUAGUAAGAAUUCAGUUUAAGGAAUUUGAGGUGGAUGGCAUUACACCAAGGUGUGAGCCUAAACAUCAGGUAGAUUUUGUAGAUUUCUCCAACUUUGACGGUGGAGCUCAGGACAAGAAAAUGAAAAAAUUUUGUGGUCAAAUGACUGAAAAAAUGAGAGAGCCAAUACAAUCAGAUCUUGAAUUUUUUAGAGUAACAUUCAAAUCUAACAGUAUGUAUGAAGGAAAAGGAUUCAAUGCCACAUAUGAGUUUGUUAUAAAUGAAGAAACAACUUUUUCCUCACCUCCAAAGAGUUUGGUCGGGAAUACUGCUAAUUCAAUGUAUACAUCAUACAUAGACAACAAAUGUUACUGUUUAGUAUUUUAUUUAGUGUUGACAUUGACUUUACAAUUUUUGACUGUCUGCACUUUAUGAUAAAAAGUUGAUAUCCUUUAAUCUGUGAUAAAAAUAUAGUUGAUAAUGAAUUUGAAAAAAAUUAUUGAAGGAAAAAAAAUGUAGAAAUGAUCUUUGGUCUAUUUCUGGCUUCCUACAUACUAGAAUAUUGAAGCUUUUUGUCUGUUUUAACAAAUUCUAAAGAGAAACAAAUAUUGCCUUACCUUAGUAUGCACCCAUAGAAAGCAACAUCUAUAUUGCAAUUGAAUAUACUCAAAAUGUGCACCAUCUCUAAAACUGAUUAAUCAGUAUGAAAACAUGUAUGACUCAAUCAUAAUAUGUUUGUGGAAAUUACUCAUUAAUUUCUCAAUGAAGUGUGCUUUUCAGGUCAAUGUAACCUUAAAAGAAGCUGAUGUAAUAUUUUCUUGUAUAAAACAACAUUUCCACAAAACAAAAACACUCCCCAAAUUAAAGAAGUUACACACUUUUUUCAUAUAUUUUUAUUGGGUGUUGUACACUUUUGCCCUUGAAACUUUUGGUAUGUAAUGCAAUUUUCUAUUAAUUUAUUCAUCAAAUGAUAUGAUUA